Pseudophryne corroboree (corroboree frog) is the source of this 2569-nucleotide messenger RNA. RefSeq names its product RNA binding motif protein 43 (gene RBM43). NCBI's taxonomy places the organism in Eukaryota, Metazoa, Chordata, Amphibia, Anura, Myobatrachidae. Bases 661 to 2076 code for a protein of 471 amino acids. The record is from RefSeq and is a predicted model, not a curated record. The transcript has 6 exons.
CAGGCUGUGGCACUGCCAUCUCUCCACACCACAAAACAUGCCGGGCACAUGAGGCAACCGGGUCAUAGGGCACAGUCUCUCGGGCGCAGAGCACAGUCUCCGGGUCACAGGGCGCAGUCUCCCGGGCGCUGCAGUCACUAUGGGGGGAGGUUCCUCCUGACAGUUUCACUUUCACUUUAGGAGAAACAAACGGUCACACAGCGGCGGGUGAGAGAGCGGGAGGAUCCGGGUCACCAUAGCUCAGCCCGGAGCACCCCAGCGUCCUGCGCCCAGGUAUAUUGCUGGGAUCAGUGAUAUACAGACAGCGUUGGCUCCUGAGGAAGCUGGAAUAUUUAAACCAGCGAAACGCGUUGAGCUUCAUUUCUAUUGGGACACUCAAUACCACCAUCUCCACUGGCUCCACGGAUACUCCGGUGCACACCAUUUGGGACAUCUUUUAUCAGCAGAAUCCACCUUCUGGACCCAAUCCUCCAUGCCAAGAGGACAAACCUGAUCCAGCCACACACCAGGUGGAUAUUACCUGCUCUUAGAACACUGGUAUAACAGAUGUACCCCCAUGUGUGAGAGUCGCCCUGUUUAAUCCCCAUCACUAGGCCGAAUGCUGCACGUAUCCCUGCACUGUCACAACGAGUUGGGUCGCUGGUCCUUGCAUUCAUCGCCAUGGCCGAUAGCCGGGUGAUACAAGUGUCUGGACUGCCAGUGCGCCUCUACGAUGAUGACCUAGUGCGAGAUAAGCUAUUAAUUCACUUCCUGCGCUCCAAAAACGGAGGUGGGUGUGACUUGGAUGUCCGUUACCCCACGGAAGAGGAGGGCGUGGCCACGCUGACCUUUGAACAGGAAGAAGUGGUGAAGAGGAUGCUGGGCAAGAAGCACACGCUGGAGAUCAGUGACUGUACUUACCCGCUGACAGUGAGGCAGCCACUGCGCCACGGCUCAGAGUUUUCCCUGCCCAUUAGAGCGGCCUUAAGCCUGAAAUAUUUCAGUGACGUUCUGGAGGUAACGAGGCUCCUGAGGGAAAGCAAUCUGCGCAUAUCUGAAAAAAGCCGAGGCACGAGGCUCUACAUUGAAGGGAAUUUCCAUGAUCUGAGACAGUGCCGUGAUAAGCUGUAUGAGAAAUUAGGUGGUCACCUGCUCCGUACACCUAAUGGCGAGGAGACGCCAACACCCAGCUCCAAGUUCCAUCAUACGUCAGCAGAUACGGAGAACAGACCACCCAGGCACAACAACCCCCCUACUAAUGUGACCAAUAGCAGGAGAUCAAAAAAUGCCUCGGAGGUAGCGAAUGACUACGACCUGAAUAGCUCCGCCUCCAGACAACAUAAAGGCGACUUUAUAAAACCAUCCGCCAACAUCUCCUACACGAAGGCAGCGAAUGAGUCCCUCUCACCAUUGCCCCGUGAUAAGUCGUCCACACCCACGCAUACAGAAAACGUCCACGCCUCCAGCGCAGUCUCUCGCAGCUUGUAUUUGGAUGCGGGAGUCUACAGCUACGUAAUGACAUUUGAAAGAUCUAUGAUUGACAAUAUUCUCCGUUUCUGUUCUCUAGAUAUGACACUAGAGGAUUGUGGGAACUGUAUCGGGAUCACACUGACGGCAAAGUCUCCAUAUAGCAGCGCUCUCUUACAGUAUGGCCUGGAUAAAAUGACAAAGCUGUUUGCCUGUUACGAAGCUAACCUCCACAGAGACUGCGUCAAGCUGCCCGUCAUUGCGGGGUCAUCGAGAGAAGAAGUAGCCAAGAGCUUGCAGCGGCAUCUACUGAAACAAGACAUUUACGCAUGGCGAAGUCAGAACUCUCUGAACCUUAUUGGCCCCCCUGACAAAAUCCUAAAAUUUAAGCAGGAAUGGGAAUCUACACAACCCAGGAACGAAAAGAAAAUGUCAAGUGACUCCCACCCCCCCACAGAGGGACCGACAAAUGUGCACAUAGCUCCACAGGGCAAGACUCAGGUGGCCGACGGGAAGCCGAGAGCGCGGGAACCCAGUCAGGGGCCUGCUUCCCGGGGGAGAGGUAUCCCGCAAGAGGUGAAUCGCAGAGGAGCACCCUCCGCCAGCCCCCAAAAACCACAGUGGAGAUGAGAUGAACAAUACUGGAGCUUAUUAAGGGCUGUUAUUUAAAUGACAUUCUAGAAUAUAGUUUAUUUUUACUAGCACGACCCCUUGCACUGACUGCGCAGUUCUCUGCACCGACUACCACCUGCUUUCCAGUUACAGCAAUCUGUAAGGACCCCUCCCGCUUACUGCGGAGUGCACGGCUCCCGUCUUAACACCUGCUUUCCAGUUGCAGCAAUCUGUAAGGACCCCUUGCGCUCACUGCGCAGUGCACGGCUCCCGUCUAACACCUGCUUUCCAGUUGCAGCAAUCUGUAAGGACCCCUUGCGCUCACUGCGCAGUGCAUGGCUCCCAUCUAACACCUGAUUUCCAGUUACAGCAAUCUGUAAGGACCCCUCACGCUCACUGCGCAGUGCAUGGCUCCCAUCUAACACCUGCUUUCCAGUUGCAGCAAUCUGUAAGGACCCCUCGUGCUCACUGCGCAGUGCAUGGCUCCCAUCUAACACCUGAUUUCCAGUUG